Molecule: messenger RNA, 4565 nt
Organism: Equus caballus (horse)
Lineage: Eukaryota; Metazoa; Chordata; Mammalia; Perissodactyla; Equidae
Source: RefSeq, a predicted model, not a curated record
UCUUUAUUAUGAUAGAACAUGAAUGUUAAAAUGCUUUCUUCUGUGUCAAUGUCCAAAACUUUGUACUAUUUUUAAAAGUGAUACUUGAGACAUAGAAAAUUAAAGACUUUCAGGUUUCUCCAAUUGCACAAAUUUCUACUAUAUGCUGACAAUAGAAUGAGUCUUAUUUCAUGCAAUAAAAUAAGGAAUGUUGGUUGAAUUGAAAUCUCGAUAUUGCCUCACAUUAGAAUGAUGAGUACUGCUUGUUUCACUAGUGAUCUGGGCUACCAAAAGUGCUUUCUGACUCCUGCUGGAAAGCUCAUCAGGUGCAGCUCCCAGAAUAUUCUUAGGAUGUUAACUUCAACACACACAGGCCCUGGUGUGAAUGUGUCAGCCACACAGGAGAGUGAGGCUCACUUUGAGGCAUGGGAAUAUGUUUUACUGCUUCUGGUAAAAAUUAAACAGAGGAGGGAGAAAAGAAGAAAUAUCACACACACAACUUUUCUGGAACUUCUGAAGGGAGAAUGAUAUCCUUGGAUGCAAUGGAAGUUUAAAAAAAGAAAAAGAAAACAUAAAAAGUUAUCACACUCGUUGAAUUCAACUAAGAAUUGUUUAUUAUUAACAAGGUGAUAUCCAAUAUUUAACAAUUCUUAUUCACAUACAAGAAAAAAUGCCACUUAGCAGUCUCUUAGACUGGGCUUUGGCUGUGCAUUAAAAGUGUGGCAGUAUCUUAUUGCAGAAAAAAGACCCCACACUGUGCCUUCUUCUCCUCGCAUUUGUUAAGAAUGAAGCUGAAGGAAACUGCUGCAUUAGCGCUGGUGCCCAAGAUGGAGCCCCAAUAGUUAGCCUGAAGCAUUUCAGAGCCUGAAGCCCAGCCCCCUCCUCUGGAAGAGGCUUCAGAUCUGUCAACCUCCUACUAGUGGAGAUGCGCAGCAGAACUAAAUCUGUGCGUUGGUCUCAGUGUGGGAUGGUUUGCCACCAUUUUUUGUUUUGUUUAAGCAAAGUAAAAUAACACUCAAUGUGUGUAGUCAGCUGGUUGUCCCUCUUUGCUGAUGGAGCUCUUUGCUGAUGGAGAAGGCUGCCUUCUCUGUUAGAGGUCUUCGUCUGGGGCCACAUCUCCUAUCCCCAGGAACCCACUGAGUGCGCUGCGGCAUCCCUCCGUCUUGCAUUUCACGCGCUCCUCAGAGCCAGGGCGCGCGUCCUGCUGAUUCAUGUAUUUCUGCCCUUUGUCAUGUAUGGAGAGAAAGGAAGGAUGAAUGGACGGUCUUUGAUUGGCGGCGCUGAUGAUGCCCCUCCUGGUCCUCUUUGGACAGACCCUUUUGGAAAUAAAGCUGUUGAGGCAGCGCAUGAAGGCUUCGCCCGGCUAAACUUGACCCUGGCCCAUGGGCCACCAGAACAGGAAUCAGAGGAAGAGAUGGCCAUGGAGGACAGACCCACUAUGAUUAAAAUGGACCAAAGUGAAAACCAGGGUUCACCAUGUCGAGGGAGCAGGUGCCUCCCCAAAGCGCUUGGCUAUGUCAUGGGUGAUAUGAAAACAUUUGCCAACUGGCUUAAAGACAAACCCCAGGUACUCCAGUUUGUUGACUGGGUUCUUAGGGGCAUGUCCCAAGUGGUGUUUGUCAGCAACCCCAUCAGCGGAAUCCUGAUUGUGGUGGGACUCCUGGUCCAGAACCCCUGGUGGGCUCUCAAUGGCUGUGUGGGAACGGUGGUCUCCACCCUGACGGCCCUGUUGCUCAGUCAGGACAGGUCAGCAAUUGCCGCAGGGCUCCAGGGCUACAACGCCACCCUGGUGGGAAUACUCAUGGCUGUCUUUUCAGACAAGGGUAACUACUUCUGGUGGCUGUUAGUCCCUGUAUGUGUUAUGUCCAUGACUUGCCCAAUUUUCUCAAGUGCACUGAACUCCGUGUUCUGCAAAUGGGACCUCCCUGUCUUCACCCUGCCCUUCAACAUGGCGUUGUCAAUGUACCUUUCGGCCACAGGACAUUAUAAUUUGUUCUUCCCAAGCAAAUUGUUCACACCUGUAACCUCAGUUGCCAAUGUCACCUGGUCUGACCUCAAUGCCCUGCAGUUAUUGAAAUCCCUGCCUGUGGGUGUUGGUCAGAUAUAUGGCUGUGAUAAUCCAUGGACAGGGGGCAUUUUCCUAUGUGCCAUCCUGCUCUCCUCCCCACUCAUGUGCCUACAUGCUGCGAUCGGAUCAUUGGUGGGGGUAAUAGCAGGAAUCAGUCUUUCGGCUCCAUUUGAGGACAUCUACGCUGGACUCUGGGGUUUGAACAGCUCUCUGGCCUGCAUUGCAAUUGGAGGAAUGUUCAUGGCACUCACCUGGCAAACCCACCUCCUGGCUCUUGCCUGCGCCCUGUUCACUGCCUACCUCGGAAGCAGCAUGUCAAACCUGAUGGCUGUGGUUGGAUUACCAUCUGGUACCUGGCCCUUCUGUUUGGCCACACUGUUGUUCCUCUUGCUGACCACGAAAAACCCCAACAUCUACAAGAUGCCCCUCAGUAAAGCCACUUAUCCUGAAGAAAACCGCAUCUUCUACCUACAAGCCAAGAAAAAGAUGGUUCAAAGCCCUUUGUGAGAGCUACCUCCGUCCACGUUCAUGGUCACAAGUCAUUUCCAGGGUCUCAGCAAACCUGUUUUUCACUAGUAACAACUUUCAUUCUAAACCAUCAGUUAUCUGUUCUUAUGCUUAUUUUGUAUUUUUCUUUUAGACUCCAGGAACAUCCCCAAAGAUGUAAGAGACACAUCCAGAUGAUGUGCCCUGGCUACGGAAUUUUAAACCCUAGUGGGACAUUGGCGCUAAGACUGUAAUAUAUUUAUAAAGUCAAAAUACUCCAACGGAAAGAGGGAGUGAGACUGGACUAAUUAUUAAUAUUUAUUAAUAUUCUUGGUGUUUGGUUGGUUACAUAAUAUUAACAGUAUUAAAAAUUAAGCUCUAUAAACCAAUCAAGACUUAAGUGAAUGGAAUUCAAGGUCAUGAAAUCAAAGUCAACUCAGAAUUCUCAGAUAAGCAGUUCAGCUUAUGAAAAAUCAAUGCAAGUUACACAUUACAGCUCUGGUCAACAUCACAGGGGUGCAGGCUGAUCACACAGCUGGCUCCCCAGUGACUCACCAGAAUGGCCUGGAUGCUGUCCACUGUGUGUGUGGCAUUCUCUUACAGGAGAUCAUUGGUUUUUCUCAAGCUGACAGAGUUGCAGAAAGGAAAAAGGGAUUUUGUCAGUCAGAAUUAUUCUAUACUGUCACGUUUUUCUUGGAGAUUGCAAAGGAUUUUUUAGGUAGAAUUUAUUAUUUUUUUCUUAUGAGAAUGGAUUUGUUUUCAAUAAGAUAAAAUAAGAGAAGAUCCUGGCUUUACCAGUUCCUGGAUAUUAAAGAAAAGUUACAUUUUUAUAAAUACUCCUCAAGGCUAUUUUUAUUUUAAGCCCCAAGUUGAUUUUGUAAAUGCUAUGAUUGCAUAGAAUCAAGUCGUCAACAUCCGAGAGCCCUUUAAGGUCACAUUUUCAAUUCAUCUGAGCAUGUCUUACAUGUUAUAAAGACUGAAAGUUAAGGUCAGCUUGUUCCUGGGUGCUUAGAAGUUGUUGAAUUUCUUACUUUAAAAGAAUUCAUUAUUUUCUACACACAAUAUUCUUGCUCAGAAACCAAUGGCAUUUGAACCUCCAAAAAGAAAUACAGAUAACGGGUUCUCUUGUUUUUCUUUUUUUUAAUUUAAAAGUUAUCCGUCCUAUAAAGAUUCUAUGACUAAACAUGCUGAAGAUGGAGGUGGAAAGUUAUCAUCAUUACUAUCCACUUCGGUGUGUAUCAAUUGAGUAUUUUGGAGGAUUCAAAAAGUGAAACAGUGGAAGCCUAAAGAUUUUCUUUUCUCUUUGGGUUUGCAGUGAUCCGUGCAAAGCACACAGUUUGCUGAAUGAAUAAACAAAAGGGAAGUAAACCUAGAAACAUUUUAGGGAGAAGUUCAGUUCUUCCUUAUCUCAGGAAAACAAACAUUGUUCUGAUUGAAAAACCCUGUGACCAAAGCCUUUUGAAACCAUGAAUUUGCAACUGUCAUAGAGUCCUGGAUAUUCCUGUGGGAAAAUGAAAUUUUCAGUGUUUGAACUGAAAUCUCCCUUGUUAGGGAUUUUGUGAAACAAGAGUUGGGUGGGGGGACAAAAAAGCAAGCAUAACCAAAGAGAACCAGGAGUGAGGAACCCGGGCCAUGGCGAGUGAACCUGAGGCCUCUAGAACAUCUCCAAGUCCGCCUUCAGAAUGGAGCUCCAGUGUGCUAACUACACACCUUCUUCCCCGUGCUCACACAGCCUUGUAAAUAGGAACAUUUAAAAGCCUUGUACAUUGUCUAAUUUAAAUAAUACUAAUUUUCUCAAACCAUUUUUGUUACUAAAUAUUAUCCUAAAAUUAAGUGAGUAUUUUAUUAGUUUUCUUGGGGAGCAUUUGUAUUUUUCCUAUUGUCUGUAGAACAAAUUUCUGUGUAAGAAUAUGAAUAAAUUAUAUUCACAGGUCAGUUGUGUGUAAGUGCUGUUUAAAGGCCAUGUAUGCCUUUUAUAGCUAUUGUGUAUAUUAAAAGUCCCAUGCAUAAGUAUGUAUGGCUUCCAUCUCAA